UAAAGAGACAACUGCAGAGCAGGGUGGUGACGUCUCUCCCAUAGUUCCGAGGAGCAGAUGGCCAGAUGGACGGCAGCAGUCGGACACAAGAGCAGGGCUUAAGUAAUGCAAGAUGAAGUAGCACUACCAGUGACGUGCAGUGGGCCCCCUGUUUAUACAGCGGAUGCUGGGAGAGGGCUGAGAAAGGAGCACAUAAUCUGAGGGAAGAGGCAACAGGUAACAAGUACAAGGGCACCUACAGACUACACUGCCAACUGCAUCAAGCAACACAACAGCAGCACAAAGAACAAUGAAGCUGUUUCUUAUUGGAUUAUAUUUCUCCUGUAUUCUGCUGGGAACAUUCCUUGAUGCCAGACCAGUGCACGAGGAGGAUGACCCCUAUUUGGAAGCCCCGGCUCACCCUUACUGGCCCUUUUCUACCUCAGAUUUCUGGCAGUACGUGGAGCAUUUCCGCACAAUGGGAGCAUAUGACAGAAUCAAUGAUCUAGCUCGCACUUUCUUUGCACACUAUCCUAUUGAAGAUACUCUCGGAUACACUAGCCCUGACCAUGACCAUUAGAAGGCUGUUUUUAAUUAAACUACCUGGCUCUAGCAUAGCUGUACAUACAAAGCCAUAUAUCCCUGAAGAAUCAAGAAUGCUAACAAAAAAAGAUUGCUUAGCGUGAGUGUAUCCAUUUGUUCUAGUUACUGUGCUGAGAACGCUAUACUUCCUAAAGUAUUGGUGAUGGUACUGUGUCAGAAACACCUUGUUUGCUGUAAAAAGAUGAAUAACCUGCCUAUAUUUAUGAGCAAUUAAAGAUGCCUAUGGAACACAA
This is a messenger RNA of Pseudophryne corroboree (corroboree frog), 815 nucleotides long. It is a transcript of the gene OTOS, whose product is annotated as otospiralin. The transcript is spliced from 7 exons. The record is from RefSeq and is a predicted model, not a curated record. Bases 290 to 559 code for a protein of 89 amino acids. NCBI's taxonomy places the organism in Eukaryota, Metazoa, Chordata, Amphibia, Anura, Myobatrachidae. Gene Ontology annotation, biological process: sensory perception of sound.